GGUGUGAGGAUGAAUCGCUGCCAGUGGCUCUCAAUAUCAUCUCGAUGAACCUGCUGGCCUAGAUAUAAGGGGGCUUAUUUAUUUAACACUUUCCUGUCACAACUUGUUUGUCAUAUAAAUGCUUCUUGUUGCUGUUUAUUGUAUUUUAACAUCCAUUCUGUUUCUGGUUCUAAUGUGUUUUCAAAUGCGUUGCCAUGGAGCAAUUCACAGGAGACCACAUCUGCUAAGCAACAAUCCGUGCGUAGUAGUUGUCCCAUGUGAGCAAUAAAUGAAAAAGGGCGUCAGCAAAGCAAGAGUGUACAUGUAACCAACAAGAUCCUGUACGAGGGAAUACCAAGGGUGAGCGAGAAAAUUGCAGCCAGGAGAAUGAGACUAGCAGGACAUUGCCAAAGGCAUCAAGAGCCGCCAGCCGGCAAAUUGGUGCUGUGGGAACCAACACACGGGCAUCGGUCACGAGGGCGUCCCGCACAAACAUACGUGGACGUACUCAAGAAUGACGUAGGAGCACAAAGUACCAAUGAACUGGCCAGAUGUAUGGAGAACCGGGAUGACUGGAAGCAACGAUGGAGGGCUCGUCUGAGGACGACCUAGAGAGAAAGCAAAUUUUUACCAAAGAUUGAUCCACUUCUCGCCAUAACUGAGCACUAGCUACCUCCAGCAUGGCUGAGAAUGUUGUCCCCGGUCCCCAGCUAGGGGACCCAGCUGCUGCAGCACCCAGCCUCAGCAGCACCCCUGGGGACCCGAUGGAUGUGGAGUGUCCCAUCUGCUACCAGGAGUACAACCAGUACAAUAAGAGUCCCCGGAUGCUGGAGUGCACGCAUGUUUUCUGCACCGAGUGCCUCCAGAGGAUCCAGCUCUGCCCCAGCGAGCCCUCCAACCCCAGCAGCCCGUCAGCCCUCCCCUGCCCCCUGUGCCGCCACCUCACCCCUCUCACCUCCGGGGACGCCCUCUCCUUACCCUGCAACUCCCGCAUCCUGUCCAGACUCCCCCCCGCCACCUACUGCCUGGCUACACACCUGGCCACCAUCACCCAGAGAGUGGUGCUGUCCCUGGAGGGCGAAAGCAGGGACACUCGCUUCAUCAUCCUGCCCACCGUCAGCCUGCGGGUGCAGCAGAUGCACCCGGAGAGGCCGUACGGGAUGGCGCCGGGCAUUGUGCAUGGGGAACAGGAAGUCUUAGAGCAGAGCAAGAGGACACUGUUCUGUGUGCAGCUGCUGGCCGUCACCUUCUGGGUGCUGUUUGUGAUCACGUGCGUGGUCGGGGUGGUGUUUGGGCCACAUUUCAUUAACAGGAAUCAUUAGUAGGAAGCUCUUCUUUUAGCUAGUGAUAUUAGAUUAUGAUAUGAAGCACUGUAUAAAGUAAAUGAAUUUGAAAAGAAUAUUAAACACAAACUUCGUUGAACAUAAGUUUGACCACUAUUGUUGGUAUCUACCCUGUUGAUCUGGGACCAAUUUAUAUUCAAAUGUUGUUUAUAAAAUACCACCAUUUACACCAAUUCUGACUCAUGUACUGAAUAUGUGUUGCCCUUUCAUUAUUGAUAGACUGAUCAAGAGUUCCCUCUAGUGGUUCAUUUGGUGAUGUAUGAGAUGAGAUCACAACUUUAGAUAAAAGGAUCAAAACUAAGUGUUUUUUUCUCUGUGCCUGUUUAGGCCAUUAUGAAGUGCAUAGCUGUCCUGCUAAUGCGGAGAUUUCAAUAAAG
Molecule: messenger RNA, 1699 nt
Organism: Notothenia coriiceps (black rockcod)
Lineage: Eukaryota; Metazoa; Chordata; Actinopteri; Perciformes; Nototheniidae
Product: RING finger protein 224
Exons: 2
Coding region: 660-1301 (213 amino acids)
Biological process (GO): protein ubiquitination
Molecular function (GO): ubiquitin protein ligase activity
Source: RefSeq, a predicted model, not a curated record